CAGCCGCAUCGUACAGAGAGCAGCCCACCAUCCCCGUGCCCUAGCGUGUCUCCCCCGCGUCGCUCGCUGCUGCCGCCGCCGCCUGCUGUCCUCAUCCCCCUGCAUCUGCGUCCCUCGCCGGCGCCUUCAGCCUCUGCCGACUCGGCGCUGCUCGCCCACGUCCACGCCGCUCCCGCUGAAACAAGGCGCCCUCCUUCCCCGCCUCUCUGCCUCGCGCGAGCGUCCAGUAGCAGGCGCCUGCCCGAGCUGCUCCCCUCUCCUGACGUGCCGCCUCCUCCCUCCAUGCCCGUCGCCGCCGCCGUGCGCCUGCCCCUUCCCCAGCCACCACCGCUUUGGAUCGAGGAUUCGACGGGGGCGCUCAGGUCAGUGCUUUCCGGCCAUCCUCCUCCUAAUCCCCUAUCUCUACAUGGCUGUCUCCCUGGCUCGCCGGCAAUGGCGGUUCCCCCCAUCCCUCCUUCGUUCCCAAUCUCUCUCGAAUGCAACUCCAUCUCCCCGUGCAAACCACCUCCAUUAAUUGGAGCGCAUCCUACUCCUUACCACCACACCCCCCCCCCUCCCCUGGCUCUCUCAAUCUCUCUCCGUGCCAUGCGGCCCUCCCCAAUGGAUCUCUCGUCCUGACACGGACGCAAUGGAGUUCUUCCUCUUCACAGACACGCGGUGGCAGGGCGCAGGCUUCGGCCCAGGCUGAGGUUCUGAUAUCAACAUGCUUCUCAAAGAAGCAAGGAGCAGAUGGUUAAAGCCUUCAGAAGUCUACUCUAUCUUGCUGAAUCAUGAGUGCCUCCUGAUCAGCCACGAGCCACCAAAAAUUGAGGGAGUUGGCUGUCUUCGACGCGGCAUUUCACAUUAUUGAGUUCAUCCCAGUUGAGCAGAUUUGGAGAUUGACAAACCAAAGCAGGCUUUUGGAAUUGAGGAGCCCCAAGGAUCCUCUUUGGCUGUCAGAUCUACUCCCAAGUUUAUUACUAAAUGUUUAUAACUGUAUAUAAUUAGCUACAUUUUGGGGCAUGCAUUCCAGUCUAAUGAGAGCAUUUUUAAUAUUCCCUUUUCAAGAUUACACAUGUUCAUCUUUUGGCUAGCAUAGAUGAUCCAGGCUCCAGAGUUUGCAUUUUUUUUAAACAAAUUUCCAUAUUAAACCUACCUAUCUUUUGCUUGUAUGAUAGGAUUGUGCGUAUCCUUUUCUGUUUCUUUUCACUUAUAUGGAUGCUAAUUGUGCUAACAUCUCAGAGAGAAGAAAAGCCGCAAAGUCAAGAGUAUGCUGCAGAACAUGGUUUGCCUACACUGAAAAAUGUCCUACUGCACAAGAUAAAGGGUUAUAAUUGCUGUCUGCAAGAGCUGAGGAGUUUCUUAGAACCCUUUUUUCACUUUGUUCUUUGUUGUAGCAUUUGUAAGAGUCGUCAUUUGGGCAGCCAUUUUCUGAAUCAUAGGAUUCGUGCUCAAAUUAUUGUCAGCUGACCGACCUGUCAGCUUUGCAAAAAGUAGUUCCCGGAAGAAAAAUGCAGCGAGUUUGGCAAAUGCUCUCUUUUUUUGUUGAGCAAUCAUGCCAUCUAUCAACGAAUUUGUAUUUAUUAUUUGUACUUUUUAACAGAUUUUUCUAUUACUCCUUAAUUAUACUGAUGCACUUAAGAUGAUUUUUCCUGACAUAUCAAAGCAUAGAAGUAUUUAUGGUUACAGUCUUUAGAGUGGUUGAUCACACUCUCUUCCUUUUUUAAUAACCGGUGUACUUUCAAUUAUGCAUGUCAAUGAUAUGCCCUCUUCUUAAACAAUGUAUAUAGUGUUGUAUGUCAUUCAUUUAUAGAAGUGUCAGACAAUUUUUUUUAAGUGGUGCCAUCUUUUUGUCGUUCUGUAGCAACGCACGGGCACUUAACUAUUAAUUUGUUAAUUCUGUUUAUUAGUUUAUCUGCCUUCAGUUUGUCACCUUGGUAUCUUAUACUAUUACAUUACGUUGCCACUCUUUUGUAGAGUCAUUGAAGAAGUCAUCAAAUAAAGUGUCUGUUCUUUCGAAGUGCUCCACGUGCACAUUUGACGAUCAUGAAACUAUGGUAUAUUGUGAGAUUUGUGGGGUUUUCUGGGAAUCUUUCGUCAAAUCUGCCAAGGAUGGUUUGAUAAAAGUAGGUUCCAUCAAUGGAGUAUCAACUGAUUCUGGGACACACACAGUGUCAAGCUCUCAUUGCAGUGUACGACAAACUUUCGUGGUGAUUCCGAGAAAAAGUAUGCUAGCACAUCCAAAGGAUCUGGACAUACACAUGUUAUCAUUGAGAUAUUAGGCACUUGAGAGAUAUGCCUCCUGUGUGUCAAAUUCUUCAGACAAAUGGAUAUCAGGCACUUGACCUUUACAAAUUCUUCAGACAAACGGUACUCAACUCAGUACAAUGGUGGCAGAACAGGUACUCCUUGAUAUCUACCAUGAGAAAAAGACAAAAUUACUGAUCCAUUAAUAUGCGUACUUCACUCAAUCAUGUCGCUGGCAGUUAAAUUGAUUUGUGCAAUAGAUCUUGUGCAGCAGCCUCUUUGGUGCUGCACCAAGUAAUUUCAUAUUGCUAUCACAUGGAAGCUUCUCUAGAUAGCACUGGGGGUGAUUCAGUUCUAGGUAAAGAAAAUAAAAGGUUAUAAUGCAUUAUAGGAGCAGGGCAAGAGUAGUAAGGUGAAGGCUUAUUCCCUUGCACUAAUCAAUCAUUGGCUAGCUGGACAAUGGACAUGAAUCAGUCAGUCAGCUUCUAUGAUAAAAUUUAUGCAAGUUUUGUAUGGUUUCUUAUUAUUGGGUUGAUUUUUAUGCAUUCGUAAAUUGUUCCUUCAGAAUUAUAAUUCAGAUGUGAAGUGGCAAGGAUCAUGAAUAGACAGGUCAAUGAAAUCUAUCUUGGUGAUUAAGUUUAUGAAUCAAAAUUAUAAUUCAGAUGUUUGAUUUUGUGAUGCGACUUAGGCCAGAUUUUGAGCAAAUAAGAGGUCAGCUUCUUAGCCGAACCAAGCUCCCAAACAUGGCAGUGGCUCUCUCAUCUUUGCUUGCUGAGGAGACCCGCCUUCGCUCACUUGCCUCAUCUUCGGUGGCUCUUCCGCAUGUGCUUGCUUCUUCGGUGGUUCCUCAGCUUGGAGUUGCUGCUGCCCCCUCUUUUAGUGAGAUUAUUUGCUCUCACUGCAAGAGGCCUGGCCACCGUGUUCAGAGAUGUUUCAAGUUACGCCCGGAGUUGCUGGCCGAGCUAAGGGCCAGGCGUGGUGCUUCUCAGGGGGGUGCGCCUCGGCGUGCGACCAAUGUCCCUUCAGCGUCUGCAGCUUCAGUCAUGACUGUUCAGCCUGAGAUGAGCCAUCAAUUGUCCGAUGGUUCAGCAGCGUCUACUCCUGCUCUAGGAUCGUCAAACCCGAGCACUCGUUGGUACUGGCCAUCGCCGUAGACGUUCUCCUGGACUCAGUGGCCAUCGGCGUAGACGUUCUCCUAGACUCUAUGUUCUUGAUCACUUGAGUCUACCGUCGUCAUCCUUUUGCCCUGACACUACUUCAGAUUCAGCCUUAGCUUUGGGAUCUGCAUCCUCUGCUAUGUUUCCUUUGUGGCAUCAUUGUUUGGGACAUUUGUGUGGUUCCCGCCUAUCUACCUUAGUCCAUGAGGGAGUCCUAGGUCAUGUGUCUCUUGAUCCUAGUUUUGAUUGUAAGGGUUGUAAGCUUGGCAAGCAGAUCCAACUUCCGUACCCUACUAGUAUUUCCAUCUCUAGUUCCCCUUUUGAUCUUAUACACUCUGAUGUUUGGGGUCCUGCUCCUUUUGCCUCUAAGGGUGGUCAUAAGUACUAUGUUAUAUUUGUUGAUGAUCACUCUCGAUAUACAUGGAUCUACUUUAUGAAACACCGCUCUCAAUUGUUGUCUAUAUACCGGUCUUUUGCUUGUAUGGUCCACACUCAAUUUAAUGCUGCUAUUCGAAUUUUUCGUUCUGAUUCGGGGGGGAGGGGGGGAAUAUAUGUCGGCCAUUUUUUGCCAGUUCCUUUCUUCAGAGGGCACUCUCCCUCAACUUUCGUGUCCUGGUGCUCACCUUCAAAAUGGUGUUGCUGAGCGUAAACAUCGUCACAUCAUUGAGACUGUCCGCACUCUUUUGAUUGUCUCGUUUGUUCCUUCUCACUUUUGGGCUGAGGCAGUCUCAACCGCUGUUUAUCUCAUUAAUAUCCAGCAAUCUUCUCGCCUUGAGGGAAAAUGGCCCGGAGAGAUCUUGUUUGGCUCUCCUCCUGAGUAUGACCAUCUUCGGGUUUUUGGUUGUACUUGUUAUGUUCUGUUGGCACCUCGAGAGCGAACCAAGUUAACCGCCCAGUCGGUUGAGUGUGUUUUCCUUGGGUAUAGACUUGAGCAUAAAGGAUAUCGUUGCUAUGAUCCAUCUGCCCGUCGUAUUCGCAUGUCUCGAGAUGUCACCUUUGUGGAGGACCAACCCUAUUUCUACUCUUCUUCCACUCCUAAGUCUCCGUCACCUCCAGAUUCAAUUUCUUUCCUCUAUCUCCCUCCUAUUCCGUCUUCUGAUUCUUCCACUGACAUUCCAAUACCUUCUUUUGUUCCUCCUGCAUCACUUGAUACAUCUUUACCUACUCCUUCAGUUGUUGACAUAUCCCCUUUUCCUUACCACUAUAGUCGUCGACCUCGUGUUUCCACUCAGGAUCAGCCUUCCACUUCUUCUCCUUCCAAUGUACCGGCCAGUACCACCGAUGCUCCUCAUGACGAUCAGCAACCUGCCUCGCCUUCUAGGUACCGCCUUCGUGAUCGUGGUAAUUUAUCUCUUCCUGAGAGAUAUCGUUCUAUUGCUGGAGUUGUAUGUGAACCUAGUACUUAUGAGGAGGCCGCGAGUAUUCCUGAGUGGCAGGAAUCUAUGUCAGAAGAGCUUGCAGCAUUGGAACGUAAUGGCACUUGGGAUCUUGUUCCUCUACUAGCUCGAGUCGUUCCUAUUACAUGCAAAUGGGUGUUUAAGAUCAAAACCAACUCUCAUGGCUCGGUAGCACGCUACACGGCUCGUCUUGUUGCUCGUGGUUUUCAGCAGGCAUUUGGCCGUGAUUAUGAUGAAACUUUUGCUCCCGUUGCUCAUAUGACAACUAUUCGGACUUUGAUAGCUGUGUCGGCAGCACGUUCCUGGACUAUCUCCCAGAUGGAUGUGAAGAAUGCUUUUCUUCAUGGUGAUUUACAUGAAGAAGUUUACAUGAAACCACCGCCCGGCAUUGAUGCUCCUGCUGACCAUGUUUGUUGCCUCCGAUGUGCUCUUGGUCUCAAGCAAGCUCCCAGGGCCUGGUUUGAGCGGUUCAAUUCAGUUGUUUGUGCUGCUGGAUUCUCUCCUAGCGACCAUGAUCCGGCAUUAUUCACUCAUACCUCCGAGCAUGGACACACGCUACUCUUGCUUUAUGUGGACGACAUGCUCAUCACUGGAGAUGAUUUGGAGUAUAUCACCUUUGUGAAGCAGCGCCUCAGUGAGCAGUUCAUGAUGUCUGAUUUGGGCCCUCUCAGCUACUUCUUGGGGAUUGAGGUCACCUCUGCAGCUGAGGGUUACUCUCUCUCUCAGCAUUGAUAUAUUGAGGAUCUUAUCUCUCGUUCUGGUCUCAUUGACACACGUGUUGCUGCUACACCCAUGGAACUCCAUGUACAUCUUCGUAGUAGUGAUGGUGUCCUGCUUGAUGAUCCCUCUCGGUACCGUCAUAUAGUUGGCAGUCUUGUUUAUCUUACUGUCACCAGACCGGAUAUUGCUCAUGUUGUUCAUGUACUCAGCCAGUUCGUCAGUGCUCCCACAUCAGUCCAUUACCGCCACUUGCUUCGUGUGCUGCGUUAUUUGAGGGGCACUGCUUCUCAGUGCUUGUUCUAUGCUCGUUCGAGUCAACUCAAGCUUCAUGCUUACUCUGAUUCGACAUGGGCGAGUGAUCCCAUUGAUCGGCGAUCGGUUACUGGCUAUUGCAUUUUUCUUGGCACUUCUCUCAUCGCAUGGAAGUCUAAGAAGCAAACUGCAGUGUCAAGAUCAAGUACAGAAGCUGAGCUUCGGGCGCUGGCCACCACUACUUCUGAGAUUGUUUGGCUCCGUUGGUUGUUGGCUGAUAUAGGUGUGGACUGCAAGGAUCCUACACCUCUUCUUUGUGAUAACACCGGGGCCAUACAGAUUGCCAAUGAUCCUGUCAAACAUGAGUUGACUAAGCAUAUUGGAGUGGAUGCUUCAUUCACUCGUUCUCAUUGUCAGCAGUCAACCAUCGCCCUUCAGUAUGUGCCAUCUGAGUUUCAAGUUGCAGACUUCUUUACCAAAGCUCAAACUAGAGAGCAACAUUGUCUUCAUAGUGGCAAACUCAAUGUGUUGCAUUCUCCAAACCAGUUUUCAGAUCCACAUUGAGUUUGAAAGGGGUUUUAAGUGUGUAAUGUGUAUACUGUAGGACUGGCCCAUAUGAGGCCCAUGGAGACAUGUAUAUAGCAAACUAUCACUAAGGAAUAUUGUAUGUAAUUCCUGAAUUCCCCAUUUUGUAAGAGCUACCACCUCGGACGACUACAACGUGAUUUUCAUGUUGUCA
Messenger RNA from Brachypodium distachyon (stiff brome), 6491 nucleotides. Its product is annotated as retrovirus-related Pol polyprotein from transposon TNT 1-94. NCBI's taxonomy places the organism in Eukaryota, Viridiplantae, Streptophyta, Magnoliopsida, Poales, Poaceae. Gene Ontology annotation, molecular function: nucleic acid binding. Gene Ontology annotation, biological process: DNA integration. The record is from RefSeq and is a predicted model, not a curated record.